Messenger RNA from Herpailurus yagouaroundi (jaguarundi), 617 nucleotides. RefSeq names its product testis expressed 50 (gene TEX50). The transcript is spliced from 2 exons. The record is from RefSeq and is a predicted model, not a curated record. Lineage: Eukaryota; Metazoa; Chordata; Mammalia; Carnivora; Felidae. Bases 1 to 537 code for a protein of 178 amino acids.
AUGUCCAUUCAGGGACUAUCCCUGUCUUUUUCUCUGUUGUUGAUCUGCUUCCUUAGGGAGAGCUUCUGCAUUUGUGAUGGAACUAUCUGGACAAAGGUUGGAUGGGAGAUUUUUCCAGAAGAAAUGCAUUGUCUGAAAGUUAAGCCUUCUCCAUCUCACUGUCUACCUUACCCUCUGGACAAACUAUGCUGCAAUUUUGCUAAUGUGGAUAUACUGGAGAGUUCUUUACACCUCAUUUAUAUUUUAGUACAAGCUCUGUUUUUAAUCCUGUCUGUUUUAUCUGUGCAUUACCUGUGGAUGAAAUGGAAAAAACGCCAAAAACAGCUAAAAAAACCAGCCUCCUCAGAUACAUUUGGUAAUGAUCCAGAAAAUCAGUCCCUAUAUGACAUUGAUCAAAUACUCUGCCGGCUGGUGGCCACAACAUCAAUGAUGUCCAAGUACCUGAAUCAGGUGUCCUGUCAUCCUCCAGCUAAGAAAGUCAAACACCGAAAACUAAAGAGGAAGAAUGAGGGAGGAGAAGGAGCCAGAGGAAACUAGACCUAUCCAUAUGCAAACAUAUCUCAGUCCAAUAUGGAGGUUAGAGACAACUCAUUCAAGGAUAAAAAUGUUCUUUGAGA